AUGGAGACUCAGAGAUCGUGGGUCUCUCUCGGAGAGAAAGGCUCUUCUCUGUCUUCUUGCUCUGUCUAUAAGAUUUCCACCAGAGUCGCUCAAGUGCGAGUCGACUCUUCUGCUCUCGAAAGAUUGUCCAUCAAAAACCCUGAAAUUGCUCAAAAGAAGUCGUCUCUCACAAUCCCUCAAGACUCUACGAUCGAAGAGCUUCGAGCUUCUUUAGUCGUUCUCUUAAACAAACUUCUCAUAUCUUCUUCCUCCUCAUCUACAAUCAGUAGGGUUCUUUCGGAGAUACUGAAUUCGAAGGAGUUUGACAUGGCUAAGAUUGAGUUAACCGAAGGAGAAGGCGACUUCUUGGAGAAGUCAUGUGCUCCAUUGAUCGGUAUAUGUUCGGUUAUAGACAACAAAUCUGUAGCCUUUUCUCGGGUUGUGGAUGCAGUUGCUGCUUUGAGCUGCGAGGCUUUAAAAGCUACUGUCAAGUCUUUUAGCUCGUUGGAUUCAGGAGACAAAUUCGCCAUUGAAGUUGCUAGUGAUCUCAACGUUUUACCAAACGGUUCUAAAUUAGUUGUUGGGGAUAACAAUGAAGAAGUCGAAGCUGUUUCGAAGAUCCCUGGAAUCCAUGGGAGAUUCCGUGAUGUAGUGAAGGAUCUGAUGUUAGGGCAGAAUUAA
Molecule: messenger RNA, 660 nt
Organism: Arabis nemorensis
Lineage: Eukaryota; Viridiplantae; Streptophyta; Magnoliopsida; Brassicales; Brassicaceae
Source: the annotation of a GenBank genome assembly